This is a messenger RNA of [Candida] anglica, 1252 nucleotides long. The record is from the annotation of a GenBank genome assembly. Lineage: Eukaryota; Fungi; Ascomycota; Pichiomycetes; Serinales; Debaryomycetaceae.
ACUCCAUUCAAUUCAACCCAUAUAAUAUAAACAUAAUGUCUGUCUACAUUGUCUCUUCUGCCAGAACACCUCUUGGUUCAUUCCAAGGUGGCUUGUCCUCAUACACUUAUUCUGACCUUGGUUCUCACGCUGUCAAGGCUGCCUUAGCCAAGACCCCUCAGAUCAAAUCUGAAGAUGUCGAAGAAAUCUUCUUUGGUGGUGCUUUACAAGCUAACGUUGGACAAGCUCCAGCCCGUCAAGUUGCCCUUAAGGCCGGUCUUUCCGAAUCCAUUGUUGCCACUACCAUUAACAAGGUUUGUGCUUCUGGUAUGAAGGCCAUUAUCUUGGGUGCUCAAACCAUUUUGACUGGUACUGCUGACAUUGUUGUUGCUGGUGGUGCUGAAUCCAUGACCAACACUCCAUACUACGUUCCAGCUGCUCGUGGUGGUGCUCGUUUUGGUGACUCUACCUUGGUUGAUGGUGUUCAAAAGGAUGGUUUAUUGGAUGUCUAUGAACAAAAAUUGAUGGGUGUUGCCGCUGAAAAGUGUGCUAAGGACCAUCAAUUCUCAAGAGAAGACCAAGAUAACUUUGCCGUUGACUCUUAUUCCAAGGCUCAAGCCGCUCAAAAGGCUGGUAAGUUUGAUUCUGAAAUCGCUCCAGUCACCAUCAAGGGUUUCCGUGGUAAGCCAGAUACUGUUAUUUCUAGCGAUGAAGAAAUCAGUAACUUCAACGAAUCUAAGUUGCGUGCUGCCAGAACUGUUUUCCAAAAGGAAAACGGUACCGUUACCGCUCCAAAUGCCUCCCCAUUGAACGAUGGUGGUGCUGCUGUCAUUCUUGUUUCUGAAUCUAAAUUGAAGGAACUUGGUUUAACUCCAUUGGCCAAGAUCACUGGUUGGGGUGAAGCUGCCAGAUCUCCAAUUGAUUUCACCAUUGCUCCAGCUUUGGCCGUUCCAAAGGCCUUGAAGCAUGCCGGUUUGUCCAGCAUUGAUAACGUUGACUUUUUCGAAUUAAACGAAGCUUUCUCCGUUGUUGGUUUGGCUAAUGCUAAGCUUUUGGACAUUCCAUCUGAAAAGUUGAACGUUUACGGUGGUGCUGUUGCUUUAGGUCACCCAUUGGGAUGUUCUGGUGCUAGAAUUGUUUGCACUUUGUUGUCUGUUUUGUCUCAAGAAGGUGGUAAGAUCGGUGUUGCUGGUGUUUGUAACGGUGGUGGUGGUGCCUCUUCCAUUGUCAUUGAGAGAAUUGACAAGGAUUCUAAGUUGUAGAUGAAUUUUAG